GGAAAAUAUUCGUAGUCCACAUCUGUCUCUUUCUUUCCUUCGGUUCCAGUUUGCCUCUUCUCUCUUUCACAUAAUCCGGUGUAAACUGGAUCAGAGUAGUUAAAUCGGCGAAUACACCGAGAAAUCCUUUUAGAAAAUUAAAUUCCGAAAAUCUUGAGGGCGACUCUCGGGGCCACCAAGUCGGUACAGUUUUCACGUGGCUCAGGCAGUCGAGAUUUCCUUUUCCAUUCAAAGUGCUGCAUCAGUCCACCCUCCGUCGUUAUGUCCAACGAGGAAACUUCCGCCGAUCGCAAUGUUGAGAUUUGGAAGAUUAAAAAACUCAUUAAGAGCCUGGAAAUGGCCAGGGGGAACGGAACGAGUAUGAUUUCUUUAAUCAUACCUCCUAAAGACCAAAUAUCAAGAGUCAGUAAGAUGUUAGCUGAUGAGUUUGGUACAGCUUCUAAUAUUAAGUCUCGUGUAAAUAGAUUAUCUGUAUUAGGAGCUAUCACAUCUGUGCAACAUAGAUUAAAGUUAUAUACGAAAGUGCCCCCAAAUGGCCUAGUGAUAUAUUGCGGUACAAUUGUGACGGAAGAGGGGAAGGAGAAAAAAGUCAAUAUUGAUUUUGAGCCAUUCAAACCUAUUAAUACAUCUUUAUAUCUCUGUGAUAAUAAGUUUCAUACAGAAGCUCUUACGGCACUGCUUGCGGAUGAUAACAAAUUUGGAUUUAUUGUAAUGGACGGUAACGGUGCGUUAUUUGGUACACUCCAAGGAAACACUCGUGAAGUUCUUCAUAAGUUUACCGUUGACUUACCGAAAAAGCAUGGUAGAGGUGGACAGUCGGCGCUUCGAUUUGCUCGAUUGCGUAUGGAAAAGCGACACAAUUACGUUCGUAAAGUUGCCGAAGUUGCGACACAACUCUAUAUUACGAAUGACAAACCGAACAUUGCUGGUUUGAUUCUGGCUGGUAGUGCUGAUUUUAAAACAGAACUUAGUCAGUCGGACAUGUUUGACCCUAGAUUGCAGGCUAAAGUCAUAAAACUAGUGGACGUGUCUUACGGCGGAGAGAAUGGCUUUAACCAGGCUAUCGAACUAGCUGCUGAGUCUUUACAAAAUGUUAAAUUCAUCCAGGAGAAGAAACUCAUUGGACGUUAUUUCGACGAAAUAUCACAGGAUACCGGAAAGUAUUGUUUUGGAGUCGAAGACACAUUAAGAGCGCUGGAGCUGGGUAGUGUGGAAACUCUUAUUUGUUGGGAGAACCUCGAUAUUCAACGGUACGUUCUGAAGAACCACACGAACGCCGAGGAAAAAGUUCUUCAUCUAACGCCAGAACAAGAAAAGGACAAAACCCAUUUUACGGAUAAGGAGAGCGGGGUGGAAUUAGAAUUAGUGGAGUGCCAGCCUCUACUUGAGUGGCUUGCGAACAAUUACAAGAGUUUUGGAGCGACCUUAGAAAUCAUCACAGACAAGUCUCAAGAAGGUUCGCAGUUCGUGAGAGGUUUCGGUGGGAUAGGAGGAAUCCUUCGCUACAAAGUCGAUUUCCAGUCACUGCAGGCUGACGAGCCUCUUGAUGACGUUGAUCUCGAUGAUUACUAAUUUCAUCUACGAAUUUUUCAAAGUCAGCCAGGUAUUUUGCGGUACAAAGUGGAUUUUCAAAGCAUGCAACUGGAGGAGAUUGAAAUUGAGAAUUUCGAUCUGGACGAUUAUUAAAAGCCACCGGUUUGGCAAGCAAUCAGUUAUUUUAUCAUCCGAGGAACAGCGCCUGUAUACGUUUUAGUUAACACACGAGUAUUUCCGGAGGGGCACGAGGAGAGAAACCACUAAGAAAAAAGAAAAAGAAGUCACCAUUCGACACAAUGCAUUCACAGCCGUCGUGAAAAAUUGUGGUGUAAAAUCGAGAGACGUUUAUCGAGCAGGCUUCUUGCCAGUGUAUGAAGGUACGAGUGACUUCUACGUAGGACAUUGUACGACGUAAAUGCAGUUCACGUAACCUACAUCUGCAAGAUUUUCAGCCACCAACCGCUGAGUCUAUUUAAGCUGGCUUAAUACCUACUUACUGCGUUACUGUGACACUAUCUUGCAUUCCCAUUAAAUGAAUUAUUUGCCUAGAAACCGAUUGUUGAAAUUUUCUGUCACGAGGUAAGAACUAGGAACUAUCAGAGACACACGUAAGACAUUCGACAGAGUUGGGGGAGCUAAAUUCUGCCAAAAUUCGCGUACCUCGCAAUGUUCGAUUAAAGUUCGUCCUUUGAUUGAGUGCGAUUUUAUAAACAUUAUGGGAAAAAGAAAAAAUAACCGAGCUUUGAUCGCCACAUUGUGCGCGGUCGUGUAUCGUUGUUUUUUCUUUUUGUUUGUAUACAGUCAUUGGAUGUACUAUAAUAAACUGCAUCGAUAUGGUGGUAA
Messenger RNA from Orussus abietinus, 2379 nucleotides. It is a transcript of the gene eRF1, whose product is annotated as eukaryotic peptide chain release factor subunit 1. The transcript is spliced from 10 exons. Bases 262 to 1572 code for a protein of 436 amino acids. NCBI's taxonomy places the organism in Eukaryota, Metazoa, Arthropoda, Insecta, Hymenoptera, Orussidae. The record is from RefSeq and is a predicted model, not a curated record. Gene Ontology annotation, molecular function: sequence-specific mRNA binding; translation release factor activity, codon specific. Gene Ontology annotation, cellular component: cytosol; translation release factor complex. Gene Ontology annotation, biological process: cytoplasmic translational termination.